AUGCCCUUUGGAUCCUCCACCUCCCAUUCCCGCUCCACCUCGUCCGCAUUUUUGUCGGCGGGAGGAGCGCUCGCAGCAUUUGCCAGUCCCAAUCUCCAGCGCAUGUCCGUCGAUUUGACCGACCAGAGCAAAGAGAGGGAGCAAAGCAAGCCUUCCACGGAGACCUCGAAUCCCGACCCACCACCGCAACCACAGCCAACCCUCCACCCUUCAUCCGCCUCGAAUCGYAACUCCAUGGCCGAUCUACCCGCCCAAUCGCCGCGACGGCAGCAUUCGCACAACGAGCACCUGUCGAAUCCCUACACGCCGCAGCAAUCCUACCACCAUUCCACUCCCUCGGCCCCGCCCACGUUCAACAUCCAACAAGCCAGCUCCGCCAUCCCCUCCAAUCCCACCUCCACCACCGCCCUUCCCGGCGCAUUGCAGCCCGGUGGUCCUCCCUCCCAUUCCUCCUCGGCGCGUCCCGCAACAUCGGGGGGAUAUUCCGCGCCGUCGACGAUCCCCUCGAUGGCUCCCCCGCUGCCAUCCAAUGCACAGCAUUAUGCCCAAGCACAACAGCAGCAACCGUCGCUUUCCCGCCAAAAUACCAUUCACCAACACGGACACUCGCUGAGCAGUCCUUCCGGCAUGGAUGGCACGCAGAAAUACAUUCCCUUUAAUCAAACUCCCACCACCUCCAACCCCAAAGCCUACAACCUUUCCAAUGCUCAGACGCCCGUGGGCGCCGGUCCCUCACACUCUCCUCUCAAUCUCACCGACAUUCGAUCAAGAGCCAUUUCCGACGCGGGUGAGGGACCGCAGGGAACGGCCUUUUUCAGUUACGCCGACCAACCCAUCAACUCAAAUUACCUCGCUCCAUUCCCCACAUACGMCUUCGAUUGGUGCAAAUGGCCGGUCUUGGGAGGCAGUGGAGCGGGAAAGAUGGCCGUGGGAAGUUAUUUGGAAGAUCCGCACAACUUCAUUCAAAUCUUGGACACACACAUCACUCCGCAAGACGUGACCAGUCCGGGACAGACACCGUAUGGCUUGGAAUAUACAAAGGUGGCCGAGGCGACGUGCGCAUAUCCCGUGACGAGGAUCUUGUGGGAGCCUCCGAGUUCCCAAAAGCAGAGCACCGAUCUCCUGGCCACGAGCGGUGAUCAUCUACGAUUGUGGAGUCUGCCGCAAGGCACUCAAUCCAACAUCACAAGCAACAUCAAUCGAAGUGCCGCGGCAAACCUACGAGAACCGGCGCCGCAAAAAUUACAGCCUCUGGCUCUUCUAUCCAACAGCAAAACACCCGAACACACGGCUCCUCUCACCUCCUUGGAUUGGAAUACCCUCUCACCGAAACUCAUCAUAACCUCCUCCAUCGACACAACGUGCACCAUCUGGGACAUUCCCACCCUCACCGCCAAAACACAACUCAUCGCCCACGACAAAGAAGUCUUCGAUGUGCGAUUCUGCGCGGGAUCCGUCGACGUCUUCGUUUCGUGUGGAGCCGAUGGUAGUGUGAGAAUGUUCGAUCUUCGAAGUUUGGAACACUCCACCAUUAUUUACGAGCCUGCGGACAAGUCCGACAAAUCCGCCUCCCCAACUUCCUCCUCCCCAUCAAAGAGUGUACCCCAAACCCUCGCUCCCUCCCCACCUCUCCUCCRCCUAGCAGCUUCCCCACACGACGCUCACUUACUCGCUACCUUCGCCAUGGACUCCAACAUCAUCCGUAUUCUCGACGUCCGACAACCCGGCACCGCAUUAUUGGAACUCUCCGGCCACCAAGGAAACCUCAACUCCAUUGAAUGGAAUCCCAGCCGAAGAGGCAUGCUCGCGAGUGGAGGAGAUGACAGUCUCGUCCUCGUCUGGGAUCUCCUGAAUCAAAAUCCUCCUCCCGCGGGAGCACAAGCGGGAGAUGGUGGCAAGGGACCUUUUGCCAGUUGGAGAUGUGAAUAUGAAGUCGCCAAUGUCAGUUGGGCUCCGCAGGGCGAAUUGACCAGAGAAGGAGGGGAUUGGUUGGGUGUUUGUGCUGGGAGGGGCGUUUGGGGUGUUAAAUUGUGA
Molecule: messenger RNA, 2034 nt
Organism: Ramularia collo-cygni
Lineage: Eukaryota; Fungi; Ascomycota; Dothideomycetes; Mycosphaerellales; Mycosphaerellaceae
Product: related to WD-repeat protein An11 homolog
Exons: 2
Coding region: 1-2034 (677 amino acids)
Cellular component (GO): nucleus
Molecular function (GO): protein binding
Source: RefSeq, a predicted model, not a curated record